AUGGAUCUUGUCAACAACAAAGCUCUUAAACAAUUUUUUUCCCUGCAGAAAUGGAUCACUAAGCUUAUAAAAAUGGAUUAUAAUUUAUGUUUUCCUACAGGAAAAGUAAGAAAGAAAUUGAGCUUUUUUGAAAAGGGUUUCUUUCGGUAUCCAAAUGAUGAUCAAGAACGAAGCUAUGUGAAAACAUUCCUUUCAAAUAUUCAUUUGUUUAAUGGAAAUCGGAUUUCUGACUUGACUUCCCAUUCGAUGAAGAUAAAUUAA
Messenger RNA from Clunio marinus, 261 nucleotides. The record is from the annotation of a GenBank genome assembly. NCBI's taxonomy places the organism in Eukaryota, Metazoa, Arthropoda, Insecta, Diptera, Chironomidae.